AGCUCUGAUCAGCUGAUGGCUGACGUCACACAUCUCAUUCAGCUGAAUGUGACCCGUCAUGCACUGCGAACACACUCAACAACACCAUCAUGGAGCAGUUCUCCUCCUCUGACACCGACAGCGGUGUGUGACACAAUAACAGCACAGUCUGACCCGAUGGACGCGCACGAUGCGGUGUUCUUCCCCGACCGCCGGGCUCCGGUCAGUCACCUCCUGCUGGACCAGCUGCCCAGCUACCAGUCUCUGCUGUACCGCAGGAAGUCCAGCUCCAGCGGCAGUGCCCGGAGGCGGGGCAGUGGGCGGAGCCGGCAGCCGUCCGUCAGCAGCGGGAAAUGGGCGGAGCAGAAAGCGGUUCACAGCGGGGAGGAGCUCAAGCCCGUGAGGGAACUUCCCAAGAGCAUGCAGGACAAACGGCGGGAAAAACAGCAGCGUCUCCAGCAGGGCGGCGCUCUCACAGGCUGGGGUUUGUGGAGGCUCAAUGUCCGUCGCUCUCUGAAGCGGCUCAAGGAGGACGGGAUGGACGUCCUCUCGUCUCUGCAGCUCUGGAGGGCAGAUAUUCAUCUCAUCGAGGGCAUGUUUGGGACGGGAAUCCUGUCGUAUUUUUCAUUCCUGCGCUUUCUGGUGCUUCUGAACUUCAUCAUGUUUCUGCUGAUGUUUGUGUUUGUGAUGCUGCCGGUGAUCAUCACAUCACACACUCCACACAACAUCACCUUCAGCAGCACCAACGUGAGCGCGUGCAGUGAGUAUCCGGCCAGCUCUCGUCAGGGUCUGGUGGCGUUUCAUGAGCACAUCAUAGAUCUGCUGUCUGGAACGGGCUUUCUGGAGCGCACAUACCUCUUCUACGGCUACUAUAAGCUGGAGUUCAUUCAUUCCCGCUUCACCUACAACCUGCCGCUGGCGUACCUGCUGGCCACCGUCUUGUACCUGCUGCUGAGCCUCGUCUGGAUCGUCAAGAGGUCUGCGGCCGGAUUCAAACGCAAGCUGAUUCAAGACGAGGAUCGCUUCCAGAGCUUCUGCAACAAGAUCUUCGCCGGCUGGGACUUCUGCAUCACCAACGAGAACGCCGCGCGCCUCAAGCGGAGCAGCUUACUGUACGAGCUCAAGACGGAUCUGGAGGAGGAGCGGAUCAAGCGCAAGAUGGCGAACCGCACGCGCGGCGAGAAGUGCCGCAUCUACGCGCUCAGAGCCGCCCUCAACCUCGCCGUCAUGGCCGUCCUGGUGGCGUGCUUCUACUGCAUCUACAUCGCCACGGUCUUCUCGCAGCGCAAGCAGGCGGAGGAGGAGAAGAGUGCCUUCCUGUUGGAGCUGGUGGUGGAGUAUCUGCCCUCCAUCGUCAUCACGCUGGCCAACUUCAUCACGCCGCUCAUCUUCAACCUCAUCAUCACCUUCGAGGACUAUUCGCCCGCCUUUGAGAUCCGCUUCACGCUGAUGAGGUGUGUGUUCAUGCGUUUGGCCAGCAUCGGUGUGCUGCUCUUCUCUCUGUGGGUCCAGAUCACGUCCUGUAGAAGUUCAGACUGUCCCUGCGGCUACAACCAUGAGAGCUACCCUUGCUGGGAGACUCACGUCGGGCAGGAGAUGUACAAGCUCGUGAUCUUUGACUUCCUGAUCAUCGCUGCCGUCACCAUCUUCGUGGAAUUCCCUAGGAAGAUCAUCGUGAAUCACUGCCACUGCGGUUUGGCCAAGUGGUGGGGUCAGCAGGAGUUCGCCGUCCCUCAGAACGUGCUGGAGAUCGUCUACGGCCAAACCAUCUGCUGGAUAGGGACGUUUUACUGCCCUCUGCUUCCCGCCAUCAACACUGUCAAAUACAUCCUCGUCUUCUACCUCAAAAAGGUGUCUCUGGUGACUAACUGCCGUCCCGCCACUCGUCCAUUUCGAGCGUCUAGUUCCCACUUCUUCUUCCUGGUGGUUUUGCUGAUCGGUUUGGCUCUGGCGUCUGUUCCUGUCAUCGUCAGCAUCGCAGAGAUCCCAACGUCACGGGCGUGCGGCCCGUUCGUCAACUACACCACGUCGUGGAAGGUGGUGCCGCGUGUGAUUAACCAGCUGCCCCCGGGCCUGCAAUCCUUCCUGCUGACGCUCGCCUCCGAGGCCAUCGCUGUGUCUUUCUUCGUCAUCACGUGUCUGGGGAUGUUCUAUGUCAUCGCCUUGGCCGGAGCUCAUAAGCGUGUGAUUGAACAGCUCCGAGAUCAGCUGGCCAUGGAGGGCCGUGACAAGCGUUUCCUCAUUCAGAAGUUGUAUCAGGCCCAGCAGGCCGUAUGCGCUCGUUCUCCGCGGGGUUUCCGCAGAACCCGUCCUGACGCCGGACUGUAUUUAGUGGAGCCGUCAGUGGUGCUGGAGACGCAGGCCUGACCCCUGACCCCUGACCCUCACUCAUUCCGUUGUUCCCGUCUCUCGUCGCGGGAUCUAAUGCUGCUCUUGAAAACACUAAACUAACAAGCCUUACACUUCACCCUGUUUACUACGUUCACUGUCUAAUUUUACUGUAAUUUUGUUCUUGUGUUUAUGAAAUAUACAACCUUGAGGGAAUAUCCACUUGUUGAGUGAACUUCUUUACUAUCUGAAUAAUAAACUCAUGAAACAUCAGCAUACAGACAAAUAAAGAGAUUUUUCUCCUUUGUUUUGGGAAAAAAAAAAAACUAUGCAACAGCACAAUUUAUGUUGAUAGAUUUUAAAAUGUUAGCUUUAUCAAAUGAAACAUCAGUGUGCAUAAAAUUAGGUCUUUAGGUUGUGUCUUUAAGGAAAUAAAAACGAAAAUAUGCAAGGAA
Messenger RNA from Megalobrama amblycephala (Wuchang bream), 2762 nucleotides. RefSeq names its product transmembrane channel-like protein 7. The record is from RefSeq and is a predicted model, not a curated record. Gene Ontology annotation, molecular function: mechanosensitive monoatomic ion channel activity. Gene Ontology annotation, cellular component: plasma membrane. NCBI's taxonomy places the organism in Eukaryota, Metazoa, Chordata, Actinopteri, Cypriniformes, Xenocyprididae. The transcript is spliced from 16 exons. Bases 16 to 2346 code for a protein of 776 amino acids.